AUGCCCCACCGCGUCACAAACUUCCUCCGCUCCUCCUCGGCCAACCCGUCCCACCGAAAGAAGAGGACGACGGCGGCCGACGGCGGCGGCGGCGGCAACCCGUCCUCGGCCUCGUCCGGCUCCUCGCGCAACAACUCGCUCGCGCCCAGCCCCUACGCGUCCGACUCGGACGACCACCACCAUGCCGUCAAGAUGCCCGACAACUUCGCAGACGCCCUCCGCAGCUACAACCGCCUCUCCCUCACCUUUGGCCGCCGCGUCUCGCGCGAGCACGGCCACGCCUCGAGCGCGUCGGCCCUCACCCUCGACUGGAGCAUCGAGAGCCCCCCCAUUGUCUUCCACGGCUCGCCCGACGAGAGCACCGGCGCCCUCGUCUCGGGCCAGGUCAUCAUGGACGUCAAGGAGGAGACGGUCGACGUCGGCUCCCUCGUCGCCACCCUGAGCCUGCACACCACCCACAAGCGGCCGUGCCAGAGCCACUGCCUGCCGUGCCAGCACCGCUCCACCGACCUCAAGACCUGGCGCCUGCUCGCCCAGCCCACGGCCACGACGCUCGCCAGGGGCCGCCACUCGUUCCCCUUUUCCGCCCUGCUCGAGGGCCACCUGCCGGCCUCGCUCGACACGUCGGUGCUGUCCAUUGCGUACGCCUUCAAGGCCGAGGCCAUUGUCGUCCGCGGCCACGGCAACUCGUGCGCCAGCGUCCGCUUCGAGCGCUCCCUCGACGUCAAGCGCUCCCUCCCGGAGCCCCUCUACCCUCACCACUCGAUCCGCGUCUUCCCUCCGACCAACAUCAAGGCCAGCGCCCACUACAACACCGUCAUCCACCCGACGGGCUCCAACGGGCUGACGCUCCGCCUCGACGGCCUCAUGUCGCACGACGAGGAAAAGCCUGGCUGGGUCUACCUGUGGCGGCUCAAGAAGGUCAACUGGAGGCUCAACGAGACGAUCCACACCAUUGCCCCGCCCUGCGACAAGCACGCGGCCGCGGCCCCCGUCGUGGGCAGGGGGAAGAAGGCCAACAGCAACCUCGACGACGACGACGAAGACGAAGACGACGCCGCCGCGCCCGACCGCCCCAAAAAGGGCGAGACGCGCACCGAGACGCGCCUCCUGGGCGAGAAGCAGCUGCAGGAGGGCUGGAAGUCGGACUACACGGGCGCCGACGGCACCGUCGACAUGGAGUUUGACUACUGCAUCAACCAGUUCAAGUCGCACUCGCGCACCCCCAAGUACGCCUGCGACCUGAAGACGCGCGACGGCACCGAGGUGACGCAUUCGCUUGCCAUUGAGCUUAUCGUGUCCAAGGAGUACGCGCCAGAGGGCAGGCUGCAUCUGGCCACGCAGUCGGGUACCGGCCGCAUCCUGCGCAUGUCAUUUGCCGUCGUCCUGACCGAGUGCCCGGGCCUCGGCGUCAGCUGGGACAACGAGGCGCCCCCCGUCUACCAGGACGUGCCACCCAGCCCCCCGGGCUACCCGCAGGACGAGGCCCGCGGGCGGCCCAUUGACUACGACGACCUCGAGCCCCUGGACGCCCAGCGGGCCAGCGUCGACCCGCCCGAGCUGCCACGGCAGGCCGGGCUGGCCCCUCUGUCCGAGGAGUCGCCUCCCCGGUCGGAGCAGUCGCCUCGAGCUGGGCCGGCUCCCCUCUCCGAGUGA
Molecule: messenger RNA, 1656 nt
Organism: Hirsutella rhossiliensis
Lineage: Eukaryota; Fungi; Ascomycota; Sordariomycetes; Hypocreales; Ophiocordycipitaceae
Exons: 1
Coding region: 1-1656 (551 amino acids)
Biological process (GO): ubiquitin-dependent endocytosis
Cellular component (GO): cytoplasm; cytosol; plasma membrane
Molecular function (GO): protein-macromolecule adaptor activity; ubiquitin protein ligase binding
Source: RefSeq, a predicted model, not a curated record